CCCCCAGUCUCACUCCCAACGCAGGCGCAGUCUCGCGUCUCCGUGGCGGCUCCCAUCUCAGUACGCCCGCAGUGGCGGAGUGUAGCGGCCUCGACCCGCUGUCCUCUGCCUCUUGCUGCUUCGCGGCGCGCUGUGCGGCUCUGCGAGCGCCUCUGAGAGAGGGCAGCGGCCGCGGUGGGUUCGGCAGGUUAUUUUAUGAUGAGGCUUUUGCUAUGGCUAAUGACCCCUUGGAAGGCUUUCAUGAAGUAAACCUUGCUUCACCUACUUCCCCGGACCUCCUUGGUGUGUGUGAACCACGGACUCAGGAGCAGACUACCUCACCAAGUGUCAUCUACCGGCCGCAUCUACCUGCAGCUUUGUGCUCUGCUGCUCUCCAGGCUAACACAUUAGAUGUUUCUGAGCUUCCUAAACAACCUGUGUAUUCAUCCCCCAGAUGCCUGAAUUGUGCAGAAGACUCCACUGUCAGCACUCAUGUUACAGACCCAGCACCUUGUUCUACCUCUGGAGUCACAGCUGGGUUAACUAAAUUAACUACAAGAAAGGACGACUGUAAUGCUGAGAGGGAGUUUUUACAGGGUGCUACUGUAACAGAGGCUUGUGAUGGCAGUGAUGAUAUUUUUGGGUUGAGUGCCGAUAGUCUGUCCCGUUUACGAAGCCCAUCUGUUUUGGAAGUUAGAGAAAAGGGAUAUGAACGAUUAAAAGAAGAACUGGCAAAAGCUCAGAGGGAACUGAAGUUAAAAGAUGAAGAAUGUGAGAGGCUUUCAAAGGUGCGAGAUGAACUUGGACAGGAACUGGAAGAGCUCACAGCUGGUCUGUUUGAGGAAGCUCAUAAAAUGGUGAGAGAAGCGAAUGUCAAGCAGGCGACGGCAGAAAAACAGCUGAAAGAAGCACAAGGAAAAAUUGACGUCCUUCAAGCUGAGGUGGCUGCGUUGAAGACACUCGUAUUGUCCAGCUCUCCAACGUCACCUAUGCAGGAGCCUCUGCCAGGAGGAAAGACACCUUUUAAAAAGGGGCAUACGAGAAAUAAAAGCACAAGCAGUGCUAUGAGUGCCAGUCAUCAGGACCUCAAUGUGAUGCAGCCAAUUGUAAAAGACAGCAAAGAGGCUGAUUUAUCUCUGUAUAAUGAGUUCAGAUCUUGGAAGGAUGAGCCCACCAUGGACAGAACAUGUCCUUUCUUAGACAAAAUUUAUCAGGAAGAUAUCUUUCCAUGUUUAACGUUCUCAAAAAGUGAGUUGGCUUCAGCGGUUCUGGAGGCUGUGGAGAACAACACGCUAAGCAUCGAGCCGGUGGGGUUACAACCUAUUCGAUUUGUGAAAGCGUCUGCUGUGGAAUGUGGAGGACCAAAAAAAUGUGCUCUCACUGGCCAGAGUAAGUCCUGUAAACACAGAAUUAAAUUAGGGGACUCAAGCAACUAUUAUUAUAUUUCUCCUUUUUGCAGAUACAGGAUCACUUCUGUGUGUAACUUUUUUACAUACAUUCGAUACAUUCAGCAGGGACUCGUGAAACAGCAGGAUGUUGAUCAGAUGUUUUGGGAAGUUAUGCAGUUGAGGAAAGAGAUGUCAUUGGCAAAACUGGGAUAUUUCAAAGAGGAACUCUGACGCUCUGCGUGGGACCACACAUGAACCUCCCUGAACAACUGAGAAAUAGCUGAAUAUUUUUAUGGUUACUGGAUAUUUAUUUCCAAGGAGUGGGCCCAAGCAAGACUUUCUCCUCUUUUUGCAAAUCACUCUAAGAAGCUCCGAGAUUUCUUUUCAGAUGACUUACGCCGUCUGCUUACUCUUUAGUUGAACACACUCUAAAGAAUAACAGGUGUACUAGUGACUGUCAUUUAUAGGCGAAAAAAGAAAACAAAAUAAAUACAUGUUAGACUGAA
Messenger RNA from Nycticebus coucang (slow loris), 1873 nucleotides. RefSeq names its product RAB3A interacting protein (gene RAB3IP). Gene Ontology annotation, molecular function: guanyl-nucleotide exchange factor activity. Gene Ontology annotation, biological process: exocytosis. The record is from RefSeq and is a predicted model, not a curated record. Gene Ontology annotation, cellular component: Golgi to plasma membrane transport vesicle. Lineage: Eukaryota; Metazoa; Chordata; Mammalia; Primates; Lorisidae. Bases 213 to 1598 code for a protein of 461 amino acids. The transcript is spliced from 11 exons.